CGUCAGUCAAACCGAAUCACCGAUCGGAAGUUGCAGCGAUCGCAGAUCCAACCGCCUUUUCCUCUGAGAAGCAUCGGGAAAAAUGGCGCUCGAGUGGGUAGUUCUCGGAUACGCCGCCGCGGCGGAGGCGAUCAUGGUCCUCCUCCUGACCAUCCCUGGCCUCGACGGCCUCCGCAAGGGCCUCGUCGCCGUCACGCGGAACCUCCUGAAGCCGUUCCUCUCCGUGGUCCCCUUCUGCCUCUUCCUCCUCAUGGACAUCUACUGGAAGUACGAGACCCGGCCCAAGUGCGGGGGCGAAUCCUGCACUCCCUCCGAGCACCUCCGCCACCAGAAGUCCAUCAUGAAGAGCCAGCGCAACGCCCUCCUCAUCGUCGCGGCCCUCCUCUUCUACUGGCUUCUCUACUCCGUCACUCACCUCGUCGUCCGGAUCGAGCAGCUCAACCAGCGCGUCGAGCGCCUCAAGGAUCGCGAGUGAUCGUCUCUGUCAGUUUCUAGGGUUUACACUUGUUUGCUGUGUAUUGAGUUCUUACUUAUGAAAUUUCUCGAUCUGAAUCAAUCUGAGUUUUAA
This is a messenger RNA of Punica granatum (pomegranate), 568 nucleotides long. The record is from RefSeq and is a predicted model, not a curated record. Lineage: Eukaryota; Viridiplantae; Streptophyta; Magnoliopsida; Myrtales; Lythraceae.